AAAGGCUAUGUUUGUCUCUCCUGACCUCAAUAUCUCUGGGCACUGUUAGUGUGAGACAGAAAAGAUGGCGCUUAGUAGGAGCGGCAAUCGCAGGGUAAAACCAUACUCUUUGACUGUGAAGACAUGCUCUGCGUCUGGGAAACUUAGUAGGAAAAAUAUUUCUCUCUCUCCUAAUGUUGUUCUUCCCAUUCGCACGAUCGAUACAUUUGAAGGCUUUCAAGAAAACCUUAACGAAGAAGAUGGGAUACCAGCAAAGAAAGCAGAAAUUAGAUGCCGUGAUUGCAGUCAGUGUGCGGAAUCCCUUCAUCGAACGAGGAAUGUUUUCCAUUUGGUUGAAGUAUGGAAGACUGAUUGUGAAAUGUUUGUUCCAUUACUUUUGGUGGUAUAUUACGUGACAGUCAGCAUGCUAACUGCUCUUCAACACAAUCACGUACUAUAA
Messenger RNA from Xenia sp. Carnegie-2017, 439 nucleotides. RefSeq lists its product as uncharacterized. Bases 65 to 439 code for a protein of 124 amino acids. The transcript is spliced from 3 exons. Lineage: Eukaryota; Metazoa; Cnidaria; Anthozoa; Malacalcyonacea; Xeniidae. The record is from RefSeq and is a predicted model, not a curated record.